AUGUCUGUGGUUGAACUUUAUACUAAGUCAACCAAGGUAUGGAUUCCUGAUGCUGAGGAGGUGUGGAAGUCGGCUGAACUAACAAAAGAUUUCAAGGAAGAGGAUCACAUCCUUUACCUCAAACUGGAAGAUGGAACUAAUAUUGAGUAUUACAUUAAUGAAAAGACUGAAGAAUUCCUGUAUUUGCGGAACCCUGACAUUUUAAUGGGUGAAAAUGACUUGACUGCACUCAGUUACCUGCAUGAGCCUGCAGUGCUUCACAACUUGAAAGUGAGAUUCUUAGAGUCCAACAAUAUCUAUACAUAUUGUGGUAUUGUUCUAGUCGCCAUCAACCCAUAUGAGCAGCUCCCUCUUUAUGGUGAUGACGUAAUUUACGCUUAUAGUGGACAGAAUGUGGGUGACAUGGAUCCCCAUAUCUUUGCUGUUGCUGAGGAAGCGUACAAGCAGAUGGCGAGGAAUGAAAAGAACCAAUCCAUUAUUAUAAGUGGAGAAUCUGGGGCAGGGAAAACCAUGUCAGCCAAGUACAUUAUGCACUAUUUUGCAACUGUUGGAGGAUCUGCCAGUGAAACGAAUGUGGAACAAAUGGUUCUGGCAUCCAACCCUAUCAUGGAGGCAAUUGGAAAUGCAAAAACUACAAGAAAUGACAACAGUAGUCGAUUUGGCAAAUACAUAGAGCUCAGUUUCAAUCACAGGUAUCAGAUAACAGGGGCCAAUAUGAGAACAUACCUGUUGGAGAAAUCGAGAGUGGUGUUCCAGGCUGUUGAGGGAAGGAAUUAUCAUGUAUUCUAUCAGCUCUGUGCCUCAGCUAAUCUGGAUGAAUUUUCUGAACUGGACCUUGGUAGUGCUGAGAAUUACCACUAUGUUAAUCAAGGUGAUGUUUAUGUUGAUGAUAAAGAUGAUGCUGCAGAUCUUGAAAGAACGCGAGACGCCUUCUCAAUGUUGGGUAUCUGUGAAUCUUAUCAAGUGGAUAUAUUUCAAAUUAUAGCUUCUGUUCUUCACCUGGGAAAUAUCGACUUUCAAUCAAAUGAUCAUGAUGGUGAAAAUAGCUUUGUUAAUGCAAAUGAUAAACAUCUCUAUCUAUUCUGCAAACUACUUGGACUGGAGAGAAAGCAGUUGGCAUAUUGGCUUUGUCACCGCAAGCUAGUUACAUUAAAUGAAACCUAUAUCAAAUCAAUGACAGUAAAACAGGCCACUGGUUACAGGGAUGCACUUGCAAAACACAUUUAUGGGCAGCUAUUCAACUGGAUUGUGAAUCAAAUCAAUAAAGCCUUAAGAUCCUCCUCAAAACAGCAUGCCUUCAUUGGUGUGUUAGAUAUUUAUGGGUUUGAAACUUUUGAAAAUAACAGUUUUGAGCAGUUUUGCAUUAAUUAUGCAAAUGAAAAGUUACAGCAACAAUUUAACUUGCAUGUGUUCAAGCUAGAGCAGGAAGAGUACUUGACUGAAGGAUUACCAUGGACACUUGUUGAUUACUACGACAAUCAACCUUGUAUUGAUCUUAUUGAAGCGAAGCUUGGAAUCUUGGAUCUUCUAGAUGAAGAAUGCAGGAUGCUUAAUGGAACGGAUGAGAAGUGGGCUCAAAAGCUGUAUGACCGACACUAUACAAGUCAUCACUUUCAGAAACCUAGGAUGUCAAAUUCUGCUUUCAUUAUUCUUCAUUUUGCUGCUGAUGUGCUGUAUCAGUGUGAAGGAUUUUUAGAGAAAAAUAGAGACACAGUUUAUGAAGAACCAAUUAACAUUCUGAAAGCUAGCAAGUCUGGGUUGGUUGCUGAGCUUUUCCACGAUAAGAGUACUGCUGCAGGAAGAGGUCAGUUCACCAAUGUAACGUUGAAGUCUUCAAGAAAAAUGUUACCAGCAACAAGUGAGCGCAAGAAAACCGUGGGAUAUCAGUUUAGAGCUUCUCUCCAUCUACUAAUGGAAACUUUGAAUUCAACAACCCCUCACUAUGUCCGCUGCCUGAAGCCAAAUGAUAUGAAGCAGCCAUUCUCGUUUAAUCCAAACAGAGUGGUGCAACAAUUAAGAGCCUGUGGUGUGCUUGAAACAAUCCGCCUCAAUGCUGCUGGAUAUCCAUCUAGGUGGACCUAUAUAGAUUUUUUAAGCCGCUACAGAGUCUUGAUGAGAAAAUAUGACAUUCAUGCAAACAAGAAACAGACCUGUAAAAAUGCGUUGGAAAAUCUAAUAAAGGAUGAAAACAAAUAUCAAUUUGGAAAGACCAAGAUCUUCUUUUCUGCAGGGCAGGUAGCCUAUCUUGAAAAGCUCCGUGCAAACCAACUCCGAGCUGCCGGCAUUAUGGUACAGAAGAUGAUGAGAGGUUGGCUGCAAAGAAAAAGAUAUCGACAGAUAUGCGAAGCCAUUAUUGUCAUCCAGAAAUAUACUCGGAGACUCCUAGCAAAACACCUAGUUGAUCAUCUAAGACUGCUGAAGGCUGCCAUAAUUAUACAGAAACAAUACAGAAUGUUGACUGUGAGGAGGCUUUACGUUCUCACCCGUACAGCAGCAAUUACAAUUCAGGCUUACGCAAAAGGAAUGAUUACAAGGCGAAUGUAUCAUAAGAUGGUCCAGGAGCAAAAGGCUACUGUCCUACAGAAAUAUGUGCGAGGGUGGUUAACCUUUUUGAGAUAUCAAAGAAUUCGGCAUGCAAUUAUCCACUUGCAGUGCUGUUACCGGCGGAUGAUGGCCUGUCGCCAACUUAAGAAGUUGAAGAUUGAAGCCCGCUCUGUUGAGCACUACAAAAAACUGAACAAAGGAAUGGAAAACAAGAUCUUGCAGCUGCAGUGCAAAGUGAACGAUCAGAGUAAGAAGAAUAAAAUGCUGGUGGAGCAAAUGACAGCACUUCUCGCCUCUCAUAGAAAUGAGGUGGAGAAACUUAAGAAUGAAACAGAGCGUCUCCAGUGUAGAGCGGAAGAAACUAAAAUCUUGAAUUUGCAGCAGCAUAUCACAAAACUCCAAGAGGAACUGGAAGGAGCACACACGGACAGAAGAGAUGUUGAAUUUAGAGCUUCUGAAGAGCUAACUGUAUUGAAACAACGUUUUGCUGCUCUUGAAAAGGAGAAAAUUGCGUUAAGUGAUGAAAAAGAAGCAUUUAAUAGAUAUAUUCAGGAGCAAUCAAAGAUUAUUGAAGAUCAAAUUGCCCUGAAGGUGGCAUCGAAGAGUCAUCAGUUACAUACUGAAUUUGAGGAAGAGCGAUUGCAUUAUCAGAACCUUGUGAAAGAAUUCUCCUGCCUAGAACAAAGAUAUGAAAAUCUGAAAGAUGAAAUGACUUUCAUUAAGGAAAGUGAAAUGAGAGGUGCUGAUAUUGCAGAGACAUGUAGCAUUACUAAGUAUCAAGAGCUUGAACAUGAGAACCAGAAGCUAAAGAAUGAGCUCGAUCAGCUAAGGAAAGACUUGGCUGAGAAUUCUGCUGCAAAGGAUAUUGAGAAAUGCACAGAUGCUGGUUACAAUCUGCUGAACCAGCUCAAAGCAUCCACUGAGGAGACUGAAAUGCUUAAAGAAGAACAGAUUUGGCUAAAAUCUCAGCUCCUUAUGGCAAAAAAGGAAAUUGACGCUAUGAAAAACAAGGCUACUAUGGCAGAUCUAUUUGGAUUACCUAAAGAUGGAUACAAAAUGUCUGAGGAAGAUCUCCGAUGUGCUUAUGAUGCUGUCCGUGUGGCCAAUAAACUUCUCGUGGACCAGUUGGAUGAACAGAAGGCCUGGCAUAUAAAAGAAAUAGAGACCCUUCAAACUGAAGCCAGAAACUUUAAAGAGAAGCUGAAUAAGCAGCAGAAAUACUUUGCUCAGGUACUACAGCUGCGAUCAGAGAGACAAACUGAAGUUGGGUUACAGCAGGAAAUUACACAACUUAGCAACGAAAACCUGGAUCUAAUGGAGCAAAUUGAGAAGCAGGAUAAGACUAUAAAGAAAUUGGGGAAGCAAUUAAAAUCCAUGAAGGAGUCAAGAAUAUCAACAUACGUAACUGACCCCAAGGUGGCUGAACUACCUAACAUACCUUCCAUCCCAUGGAGGCCAAAGGAUUUCCAGGGAAUGUUAGAAUGCAGAAAAGGAGAUGAAGCUCACUUGAUCAGGAACCUUAUCACUGAUCUCAAACCACAAUCCGAUGCAUUAAGUGCACUACCAACACUUCCAGCUUUCAUUUUUUUCAUGUGCAUCAGGCAUGCAGAUUAUACAAAUGAUGAGCAGAGAGCCCAUUCCAUGUUUACAGCUAUGCUUAAUGGUAUUAAAAAUGUCCUAAAGAGAAGCUCUGACUUUGAGAUGGUAGCAUUCUGGCUAUCCAACACUUAUCGUCUGUUGGUCUGCUUAAGGCAGUAUAGUGGGGAUGAGAGCUCUAUAGAAAUGAACACACCUGACCAAAGAAAACACGCCUUGAGGAAUUUUGAUCUUUCCCAGCAUUGCCUGAUUUUGUCUGACUUCGCCAUUCAACUUUACCACCAAUUAAUCAAAGUUGCAGAAGGAAAACUUCAGGAAAUGAUUGUAUCUGGAAUGCUAGAAAAUGAUACCAUUCAGAGCAUUUCAAGUAUGACUGCAAAACCAGCAAGUUAUAGAAAGAAAACAAGAAGCCUUGCUGGAGAUAACACUGCAUACACACUGGAUUCCAUCAUUCACCAAUUGAACUUGUUCCACAACAUCGUCUCCAAACAUGGUUUGCAUCCAGAAAUUAUUAAACAAGUUUAUCGGCAGAUUUACUACAUAAUUGCAGCAGUCACACUGAACAAUUUGCUUCUAAGAAGGGAUGUGUGCUCCUUUAGUAAUGGAGUCCAAAUCAGAAACAAUGUCAGCCAGCUAACUGAAUGGCUAAGAGGCAAGAACCUGCAUCAGAGUGGUGCACUUGAGACAUUGGAGCCACUGAUACAAGCUACACAGCUCUUGCAAUUGAAUAAGAUGACUGAUGCAGAUGCUGAGGCAAUCUGCUCAAUGUGCACAGCACUCUCAAAGACACAGAUUGUGAAGAUACUGACCCUGUACACGCCCAUUAAUGAAUUUGAAGAACGUGUGAAUGUAGCUUUUAUAAAAAAUAUUCAGAAUCGAUUGGCAGGUAGAAGUCCAAGUCGUCAACUGCUAAUGGAGUUAAAACAUGUAUUUGCUGUAAACUUUCCCAUCAUUCCUUCUCCAGUGAACCUGGACAAGAUCAAAAUCCCUGAAAUCUUGGAGCUGGACUUUCUAAAUAGAUUCUGA
This is a messenger RNA of Carcharodon carcharias (great white shark), 5166 nucleotides long. RefSeq names its product unconventional myosin-Vb-like. NCBI's taxonomy places the organism in Eukaryota, Metazoa, Chordata, Chondrichthyes, Lamniformes, Lamnidae. Gene Ontology annotation, cellular component: myosin complex; cytoplasm; actin cytoskeleton. Gene Ontology annotation, molecular function: actin filament binding; microfilament motor activity; ATP binding. Gene Ontology annotation, biological process: vesicle transport along actin filament; actin filament organization. Bases 1 to 5166 code for a protein of 1721 amino acids. The transcript is spliced from 37 exons. The record is from RefSeq and is a predicted model, not a curated record.